UGAUAUAUAUAACUCGUGUAAAUCAAGUGACUUGUUUUGAUCCGUUCACUCAGCUCAGCACAGUAAAUGUUUGUUUUUUUCAUCCGCAGCGAUAGAUCUGUUCUGAAAUUCCUAACGAUUAUAACGGCAAGAUGAAAACUUCAGCGAUUAUUUCCCUGCUUACCUGCAUUGUGAUGAUGGUGUCAGCACAACAGCCAAUUCCUUGCUGUGCUCCACCGCAGUUUGUUCUUCAUUAUGAGCAAGUUUUAGCCACACAAACUGCGGAUAUGCCAAUGGCUAUCACAGAGGAAACAUUAGAUGCUGCUUAUGAUUUUGUGAAUGCCUUGGUAGGCAUGGACCUCACCAUCCGUCCGCUUAAUCAACCUGAAACCAAAGCGAGGCUCGUACAGAACUUCACUGCGGGUUACCAAUGGAUCAUACAAGGAGCGACUUGUAUCAAGCAAUCUUUGGCUGCUGUUACCCCACCCGCAAGAUGUGUACCAGAGGAUGCAAUUUUCGAGGGGACAUUCGAUGUCGGACUGGAGAAGUUAAAGGUCCAUACAUGGCUCAUCAAUGCCACCGCUCCUGGCCCGAUCAAGGGUACGCAGCGCUACACUGUCGCAGACUACAUGUGCACACCAUUCAGUAGCACGUUCAUCGGGACCGAGUCCAACACACAGCCACCAACAACAUUUGUCAACUCUGGCAACUACAUGAAUUUCUCCAACAAGAUAACUGAUCCAGAUCACUGGUUCAAAUUGCCAUCAUCAUGUAACAGCACCGCAUCAGAAGUGCCUGUGACUGAACGAAUGAUCAAGCUUUCAAGUGCACGUCACAUGCGAUUCUUCUAACUUCUGAAGACAUCAUGUUCACAAUCAUGAUUUAUCCUCAUAGUAGUAACCUUAAAGCCUAUCUGCACUAGUUUGGCCAAGGGGGAUUAGACCUCCCUGCAAAGUCACCAACAGGUGGUUAUCUCAUCAAAUCAGCUCUCAAUUAACAUAAGAAAAACGGGACCGUGGAGGACAGUGGGGGACCAAUGGUCAUCGAUUAGGCAUUGUUUGCUAUAUAGAGGGCGCAAGUAGCUAUAAGUAGUGCAGUGGGGCUUUAAAAUUAAUGGCUAGUUCUGGUAGUUAAAGGAUAUUGGAAUAGUCUCAUGCUGUUCUAUGUAGAGUGCCUA
Messenger RNA from Strongylocentrotus purpuratus (purple sea urchin), 1156 nucleotides. Its product is annotated as development-specific protein LVN1.2. The record is from RefSeq and is a predicted model, not a curated record. Gene Ontology annotation, molecular function: calcium ion binding. Gene Ontology annotation, cellular component: lysosome; extracellular region. Gene Ontology annotation, biological process: cell-matrix adhesion. The transcript has 7 exons. Bases 132 to 830 code for a protein of 232 amino acids. Lineage: Eukaryota; Metazoa; Echinodermata; Echinoidea; Camarodonta; Strongylocentrotidae.